This is a messenger RNA of Solanum tuberosum (potato), 1211 nucleotides long. RefSeq names its product peroxidase 2-like. Gene Ontology annotation, molecular function: peroxidase activity; heme binding. The coding region runs from base 71 to 1030 and encodes 319 amino acids. The record is from RefSeq and is a predicted model, not a curated record. Lineage: Eukaryota; Viridiplantae; Streptophyta; Magnoliopsida; Solanales; Solanaceae. Gene Ontology annotation, biological process: hydrogen peroxide catabolic process; response to oxidative stress. The transcript is spliced from 3 exons.
AAAUCAUAAACACAACAAACAAAGUGUACAACUUCAAAAACUACUUUUUUGUAAUUAUACAAAAAGGUAAAUGGCUUCAAGUUAUAGCUUGGUAUUUCUUCAUGUGUUAGUCAUAUUUUCUCUAGCACGCAUGGCUUUUGCGGAUUUGUCAGAUGAUUUCUACGAUGAUAUUUGUCCCCAAGCUUUACCAACCAUUAGAAGGGUUGUUGAGGAUGCAGUCAGGCAAGAGAGGCGAAUGGGUGCCUCUUUGCUACGAUUACAUUUUCAUGAUUGUUUCGUUAAUGGUUGUGACGCUUCAAUUCUUCUUGAUCAAACGGCUACAAUUGAUAGUGAAAAGACUUCUCGUGCUAAUAACAAUUCAGCCAGAGGAUUUGAGGUGAUCGAUAGAAUUAAGUCGGAGGUUGAUAAAGUUUGUGGACGUCCAGUUGUAUCUUGUGCGGACAUCUUGGCUGUUGCAGCUCGUGACUCCGUAGUUGCGUUACAUGGACCAACAUGGGAAGUGGAACUAGGAAGAAGGGAUUCGACUACAGCAAGUAGAACCACUGCUAACAAUGACAUUCCAACUCCAUUGAUGGACUUACCUGCACUUAUCGACAACUUUAAGAAGCAAGGUUUGGAUGAAGAAGACCUCGUUGCUCUCUCUGGUGGCCACACACUAGGGUUUGCUCAGUGUUCCACCUUUAGGAAUCGCAUUUACGAUGAGACUAACAACAUCGACUCAACCUUUGCAAGUCAACGUCAAGCAAAUUGUCCGCGUAGUGGUGGUGAUUCCAAUCUUGCUUCCCUUGAUCCUACAUCUGCUCUUUUUGACUCCAAAUAUUUCAGUAACUUGGUGUCUAAGAAAGGGCUAUUGCAUUCCGAUCAAGCAUUGUUUAGCGGAGGAGAGACUGAUGAGCUUGUUAAAACCUAUCGUACAAAUCUAAGGACUUUUUCAAAAGAUUUUGCUGAGUCUAUGAUUAAGAUGGGUAAUAUCAAGCCAUUAAUCGGAAAUGAGGGCCAAAUUCGUGUCGAUUGCAGGAAGGUGAACUAAUGAAAUCAAGUGUGUUUCAGUAAUUUGAUUAUUUUCAAUUGUAAUUGUGAUCUUUUUUCAUUUGUAACCAUUGUUAUUGUUUAACUUAAAAAAUAAGUUUAUUGUGAACAGAGAAUUGUGUGGUAAUUGGUGUUUUUUUCAGAAGAGGCUCUCUCAGUACACUAAUCUCUCCAGUUGGUCC